GGCUGAAACCCCGGAACACUGUCACAUGCCAACGCAGUGAGGGAGACGCACUGGGGAGUUAUACAUAUAUAUAUAUAUAUAGAGAGAGAGAGAGAGAGAGAGAGAGAGAGAGCAGAGGAAGAGCUAUGGAGAGAGCAGAUGAAGAAGAAGAGCUUCAGAGCUCUGGAAAGAGGAUAAAACGCGUCGGAACGGAAGAUGAGGGGACCGAACUUUUUUUGAAGUUCGGAACGUUCUUUUAUCCCAUGACUCCGUCGGCUUUCGUUGUCUCCGACGCUCUCGAACCUGAUUUUCCAAUUAUUUAUGUUAACACUCUGUUCGAAAUCUUCACUGGAUACCGUGCCGACGAAGUCCUCGGCCGAAACUGUCGGUUUUUACAAUACAGGGACCGACGUGCACAAAGGCGUCAUCCUUUGGUAGAUCCUGUGGUUGUUUCUGAAAUUCAAAGAUGUAUUGAGGAAGGGGUUGAAUUUCAAGGUGAGCUCUUAAAUUUUAGGAAGGAUGGUACUCCUUUGGUGAACAGGCUACAACUCAGUCCCAUACAUGGGGAUGAUGGCAUUGUAACACACAUCAUAGGAAUUCAGGCAUUCUCUGAAGCAAAGAUAGACCUCAACCGGAUAUCAUACCCAGUUUUCAAACAGACAUCCUAUCAGCAUUGUGAUGUGUCAGUUGAAAAUUCUCCCAUAAACGGGCAAGCACCAAAUUCUCAAACCUCUGAUGUGUGUGGGAUUCUUCUGCUAUCUGAUGAAGUCCUAGCGCAUAACAUUUUAGCACUCUUGACACCCAGAGAUGUUGCAUCCAUUGGGUCUGUCUGCAGAAGGAUUCGUGAACUAACAAAGAAUGAGCAUUUGCGGAAGAUGGUCUGUCAAAAUGCAUGGGGAAGAGAAAUCACAGGUACACUGGAAUUGGUGACCAAGAGAUUAGGGUGGGGGCGUCUCGCCAGGGAGCUAACAACACUAGAGGCAGUUUGUUGGAAGAAGUUUAUUGUUGGGGGUGCAAUUGAGCCUACUCGUUGUAAUUUUAGUGCAUGUGCAGCUGGCAACCGGCUUGUUCUUUUCGGAGGAGAAGGGGUGAACAUGGAACCGAUGAAUGAUACAUUUGUUCUCAAUUUUGAUGUGCCAAACCCAGAGUGGCAGCGGGUAAGUGUGAAAUCCUCUCCACCUGGCCGCUGGGGCCACACGCUCUCAUGCGUGAAUGAUUCCUGGUUGGUGGUUUUUGGGGGAUGUGGGAGGCAAGGAUUACUCAAUGAUGUGUUCGUGCUAGACUUGGAUGCUCAACAGCCGACAUGGAAAGAAGUCUUAGGUGGAGCUCCUCCCCUUCCCAGAUCUUGGCAUAGUUCUUGCACCGUGGAAGGCUCGAAAUUGGUGAUCUCAGGUGGAUGCACAGAUGAUGGGAUGCUUCUCAGCGACACGUAUUUAUUGGAUCUAACAACAGACAAGCCAGUAUGGAGGGAGAUUCCUACAUCUUGGGCUCCUCCCUCUAGAUUGGGACACUCACUCUCAGUUUAUGGGAGAACUAAGAUUCUUAUGUUUGGUGGCCUUGCCAAGAGUGGACACCUACAGUUGAGAUCAGGUGAAGCUUACACAAUUGAUUUGGAGGAUGAUGAACUACAGUGGAGGCAACUGGGUUGUGGUGGUGUGGGUAGCCAGAAUGAUGUGGUUCCUCCACCCAGACUAGACCAUGUUGCUGUAAGCAUGCCUUGUGGGAGGAUUAUCAUAUUUGGUGGCUCAAUUGCUGGUCUCCAUUCUCCAACUCAGCUCUUCCUUCUGGAUCCUUCCGAGGAGAAGCCAUCAUGGAGGAUCCUUAAUGUUCCUGGGAAACCACCCAAGUUUGCUUGGGGUCACAGCACAUGUGUGGUUGGAGGGACUAGAGUUCUGGUCUUGGGUGGGCAAACUGGUGAAGAGUGGACACUGAAUGAACUGAAUGAGCUAUGUUUGGCUAGCAUACCUGAUGCAGAAACAUGAUUUGCUGAAAAAUUGGCUACAUCAUAAACUAUAUUUAUUUUGGUCAAGUACCAUCAUGAUCACUGAGAAGCACAUUUUGGUGAAAUCUACAUAAGGUUCUAGUUUCUACUUCCAUGUCUUUUUCACAGUUCUGCACUCUAGAAUGUCUUCCUUGUAUACUCAGGUAUUUUUCAUAAGUUUGGGGCUGUGUUGUAUGCUUGAUGACUCAGGUUCACUGUUCUAUAUUUUACUGCUCUACAGUGUGCAUGUAGCUAAUUGAAACUAUCAUAUCCUUGUGUACCAUGAGGGCUGUCUUGUUUGGAAAAAAAAAACCUCAUUUAAGGAGGCCAGUGUCAUUAAUGCAUAAACAUAUCCACUAUUUAUAACUUUUA
Molecule: messenger RNA, 2332 nt
Organism: Macadamia integrifolia
Lineage: Eukaryota; Viridiplantae; Streptophyta; Magnoliopsida; Proteales; Proteaceae
Product: adagio protein 3-like
Exons: 2
Coding region: 126-1961 (611 amino acids)
Biological process (GO): response to blue light; circadian rhythm
Cellular component (GO): SCF ubiquitin ligase complex; cytosol; nucleus
Molecular function (GO): protein binding
Source: RefSeq, a predicted model, not a curated record